GAGUUACUUACCCUCCACUAAAGCAUUAGCACCCUCCACAUUCAGAGUUGGGCCUGGGGUCUACCAGGCGGAUGACACUCAGCCUUUGCCCCGGGACCUCAGAGAUUUGUGAUAGAGAUGGUUCUUUAAGCGGACUCUGAGAAACCAAGUGGUGAGCGCAGCGACAGGCGCUGUCAUGGGGCGGUGGGAAAUGCGCCUCGUUGUGCUUGUCAGGAAGAAGACUGAUUGACGGACAAUACAGAAAGAGGAAGGAGCGCAAGGCUAUACGGUGACAGACAGAACUGGAGCUCACGAACCAAAACUGAAUGAUGAGAAUAAGUGAAAAGUCAGACUGGGUUCCAGCCUGCUCUGCCGAGGAUGACCUCUUCCUGCCACAGCAGCCUUGAGGACACCAUCCACCCAACCAAGGAGUCCCUAAGCAGGGGCUUGGCGAUUCAGAUCCUCACACAAUGUCCCUCCCGGAACAUCCCAGUCAGACAGUUGGCAGCAGGGCGCCAGCGCAUCACCAAUGUUCGCUGCCAGACUUGUACGCAUCAGCUGAGAAUUUUAAUAAGGAGAGCAAGAAAUCAAAUUUCCAAAAACUCUGCGCCACCUCCUUUGAGGAAGCUCGGCGACUCCUCGGAAAAAAACUGAGUGCCGAGAGAAAAGAUGAGCCCCACCCUGCGGCACAGACCCGGGUUGGCAGCAAGGAGCAGAAGAUCGCGUCCAUGGCAGAUCUACUUCACCACAGCCUGCUGAUGGGCUCCCUCGUCCCUCUGGAGCAGUUAUCCAGGACCCAGCAUAGACUGAUCCAGGCGGGCAUCCCUCCUCCGGUGCACACGUUUCCGUACGGUUUCAGGACCGAUGAGCCGAUGGUUACUCCCACGGUCCCUUUUAGAAAGAGGCUUCCAAGCCACACGUUCCGCAAACUUCUCCUGGCUUCUGUUACCCCGGACAGGCUGGUGUUUAAAGAUAAAUCGAUGCGAUUCUUCUCCUCGGAGCCGGGCAAGCAGUUUCUGGACCUCGUGGACCUGGAGUGGCGGUAUUUCAGUGGACUUGCAAAGUGGGGGCGCAUUCCAAGGAAGUUCUCAUUCAUGGACAUAAAAUACAACACCGAGAAGAGAUUUGUUGAGAGCCAAGGCAUGCCUGGUCUGAUUUUUCCUCCUCUAGUUCGUAAGACUUUGGUGAUUUAUCCUCAGCUUGACUAUCAUGAAGAGGGAUAUUAUUCUCUUAAAUGGAAUGCAUAGUACACUGACAGUACUUCUGGACGUGGAUUGUUGAAUUUGAGAACAUUAAAUUUAUACAGGAGACAGAAAUUCAUCGGAUCCAUUUUUCUACACACCAUCUGUGCAAAGCUUAAAUCCAACUAUUCACAUGGAGGAAAAUGCCCACCUGACCUGCUAACGAUAGCCCUGGUUCACAUUUAUGACACUCAUCUGAGUCAGGAAUGGAGAUUCGAGAAUAAGUUUCCAGCAAGAGCCAAUCUUUACAAAGUUCACCUGACAGCACGUCUCCACGCUGAACCCCAUCCCACUCCUCCCACAGGUAAGUGCGUGGUGAUUCCAUCCCAUAAAAGAGUUGAACAACACAAUGAGUAAAAGAGUGAAAAAUGGGUACGGAGAUCAACGGGAGGAGGACUCCAAAAUAAAGUCUACUACUCAGAGGUAGGGAGGAAGGGGCACCCAUAAAACAAGAACAGGGUGAUGUGAAAAAGGAACAAGUUGGAAAUCUUGGAAAUGAAAAAUAAACCAUUGAAAUAGUGACACGAACUCCCAUGCCACCCCCCAAACCCGGGUACGUCUCAAGAGACAGGCUAGUAGUCUGGAAAGCGGUACUGAGAAGCUUCUAGAUAUAAAUCAAAAUGGAAGCUAUGAAAGAUCCUCUACAGCAAUCAGAUAAGGCAGAAGACAUCAAGAACAGAAAAGAGCUGACUUUAACUCAGCAUCAAGCAUUUCGUUUAAGAUGUAAAGAGAAGAUUUGAAGAGGAGACUUGGUGGGCAGGGGAGAGGGGGCACUUGUCCGGUAAGGAUGAGGCACAGGGUUUAAUCCCUAGCAGCAAAAAGGUGAAAAUAAUAGAAGGACACAAUUAUUCAGAAGUGAAGAAAUACAUGAGACUUCAUAUAGAAAACCUUUGUUACGUCACUAGCAAGAAAUUAGGAAUAAAUACCACCCCGGCAACAGGGCAGCAAAACUGCAGCACAUUAAACAGUAGAGGAAACAGAAUCUUAUAAAGAAGAAUGGAUUUCACUAAAAUAAGUAAAUGAUGGUGGCAUUUAACUAGCAAUAAACAUUGGAGGGCAAAGGUCACCUACUGCAAAGACUGAGGGAAGUCAACCACCAAGCAGCCAAACUCUUCAAAGAGCUGGAAGUUCAAUAAAUGUAUUUAAAUAUA
This is a messenger RNA of Myodes glareolus (Bank vole), 2371 nucleotides long. It is a transcript of the gene C14H9orf153, whose product is annotated as chromosome 14 C9orf153 homolog. The record is from RefSeq and is a predicted model, not a curated record. Lineage: Eukaryota; Metazoa; Chordata; Mammalia; Rodentia; Cricetidae.